Molecule: messenger RNA, 441 nt
Organism: Aspergillus viridinutans
Lineage: Eukaryota; Fungi; Ascomycota; Eurotiomycetes; Eurotiales; Aspergillaceae
Product: MMtag domain-containing protein
Exons: 3
Coding region: 1-441 (146 amino acids)
Source: RefSeq, a predicted model, not a curated record
AUGGAUCUUGUCGCAGGUGUUCGCAAAGAAGGCAGCCGCGGCGGCCGCAACGAGUUUAAAUGGUCUGAUGUGAAGGACUCGGCACAUCGCGAGAAUUACCUCGGCCAUUCUCUUAUGGCCCCCGUCGGUCGCUGGCAACAAGGUCGUGAUCUACAAUGGUAUGCCAAGGGCGAGACAACCGCGGAAGAGCAGGCUCGAAGGGAUCGAAGAGAGAACGGAGAAGUGAGCGGAGUCGGAGUCCAGGAAGGCAUCGUAUGCGGGAUCGCGGGAGCAACAGAGAAAGAGAAAGAGACAGAGACAGAGACAGAGGCCACAGACACCACAGGCAUCACGAAGAGCGCGAACGUCAUCAUCGAAGCCACCGUCACCGAUCGAGAUCCCGGUCUCGUGAUCGCGAACGCCGGAGGAGGCGAACAAGUUCGCGGUCCACGAGCAGAGUAA